This is a messenger RNA of Iphiclides podalirius (scarce swallowtail), 1398 nucleotides long. The record is from the annotation of a GenBank genome assembly. Lineage: Eukaryota; Metazoa; Arthropoda; Insecta; Lepidoptera; Papilionidae.
AUGGAUCGACUCGAGGGGUACCAGGCCCGCAUAAGACCGGCAAAUAUCGAUGUACAUUGUGCAGCGCUACGCCAACGGUACUUUCGCGGGCUCACAUUACGCCUCACUCAUUACGGCGUCUCCGCGCAACUCCCCAACACUGCCCAAGGCCAAAAAGCUGCGAUGAGGAGCAGAAUUGACAUAUUGACAACAAAAAAAUGGCGGAUUUCACUGGACGUAAAACAAUUAAGGCUUCUCCUCAAGUACACGACCUUCAUCUGGAUAUGCGCCCUGCAGCUGUUUUUGCGAGACGGCCAUUGUCUGCCCUGUCGCGACGAUGGCUACUGGCUAUCUCGGCCGAGUACGAAGUUGGUUACUCGCGUUCACCCGACGGAGAGUGGUCACCCCAACUUCCGAGACGUCACAAUGGAUGUAAUAAAGGACGGUACCCAGGACACUGCAAACGAUUCAAUAUCUCCCUCGCUGAAUACCCAAAUGAACGUGAAAAACUCCGACUCUGAAGAAAUCGACCUUACACUUGAUGUGAUGCCUAACGACAGUCGAUCUAACGGUUAUUCCGGAAAUCCCGUUUCGGGAUCAACAGGCAAUGUUCCGGCAUUAAAUGACGAAGGCAUCAGUGGAACCGUAGCAAAAUAUUUUGGAGUUGUUCUGGAGAUUCCAAAAGUGACUUCACUGAUGAAUAUUCAAGAAGACGACGAAGUCACAAUGGAUGUAGGAAAGGACGGUAUUCAGGACACUGCAAACAAUUCAAUAACUCCCGCGUUGGGUUCCCAAAUGAACGUGCAAAACUCUGAUUCUGAAGAAAUCGAUCUUACACCCGAUGUGAUGCUUAACGACAGUAAACCUAAGGAUUAUUCCGGAAAUCCCGUUUCGGUAUCAACAGGCAAUGUUCCGGGAUUAAAUGACGAAGAGACCAGUGGAACCUUAACGAAAUAUUUGAGAGAAGAUGUCCUGGAGAUUCCAAAAGUGACUUCACUGAUGAACAUUCACGAAAAGGACGAUGAUGAGAUCAGUGAUCCAGAAGAAAAAUAUUUAGAUGUUACGGAGGUUCCAAUAGUGAAUUCACUGAUGAACAUUCAAGAGACGGGCGACGAUGAAAUCGAUCUAACACUUAUCUCCGCGGCCAAUGGCAAAGUAUUUGCAAAAGAUCCUGUUUCCAGUGCAUCAAAUGAUUCCCCGGGCUUAAAAGACGAAGAAAUCGAUCUUACACCUGACGUGGUGGCUAAUGGCAAUAGCCCCACGGAUUUUCCCGGAUAUCCCGAAUCGAUCUCAACAAACAAUUGUCCCGAAUUAAAUUCUGUGGAAGACCCCAGCAUUCCGUGGAAAAGAGAGCAAGUGUACCGCUGGGGCGACUGGAUUAUCACGUCCGACAAUCGCCUAUAUCGAGCGGUGAACACC